Messenger RNA from Myotis davidii, 396 nucleotides. Its product is annotated as HLA class II histocompatibility antigen, DRB1-1 beta chain. Gene Ontology annotation, biological process: positive regulation of T cell activation; immune response; peptide antigen assembly with MHC class II protein complex. Gene Ontology annotation, cellular component: late endosome membrane; MHC class II protein complex; lysosomal membrane. Gene Ontology annotation, molecular function: MHC class II protein complex binding. The record is from RefSeq and is a predicted model, not a curated record. The annotation marks the transcript as partial. Lineage: Eukaryota; Metazoa; Chordata; Mammalia; Chiroptera; Vespertilionidae. The transcript has 2 exons.
AUGGAUCAUGUUGGCCCCGAAUUACCUGAACCUCCAAAAUACACUCCUCAGGAAGAGAAAUGGGUCCAGAAAGAAGGAGGCCAAGAACAAUGGCCUCCUGUCCCCACAGUGCAUUUUGUGCAGCAGAUUAAGUUCCAAUGUCAUUUCUCCAACGGGAUGGAGCGUGUGCGGUACCUGGAGACAUACAUCUACAAUGGGCAGGAGGACAUCCGCUUCGACAGCGACGUGGGGGAGUACCGGGCGCUGACCGAGCUGCGGCGGCCUGAGGAGAAGCUUUGGAGCAGCCAGAAGGACAUCCUGGAGCGGAAGCGGGGCGCGGUGGACACGUUCUGCAGAUACAACUAUCGGGUGUCUGAGGGAUUCCUGGUGCCUCGGCAGAGUGAGCGCAGAGGCGGG